AUGUAUGGAAGACUGACAAGGCCUGAUGGAGCUACAGCUGUUACUGCUACAACACUAGUGAGCAAUGCCAUCUGCUAUCUGUUUGAUGAAAUUCGUUAUGAACGCCUUACUAAUGGUGAAGGAUACUUUGAUGUGACUAUACCACUCAGUACGAUCCUAGGGUUUGCUGAAGACUAUCGAAAGAUCGUUGUGAACGCGAAGCAUGAACGUAUCCUAGCACGAUCGUACAGUGACUUGAAUGCUAUUAUUCAAACACGACAACAGCCAGGAAACGAAGAGCAAUUUAAGAUCUCGAUUCAUAAAGUUGAAUGGAUGAUACCAUAUGUAAUGGCCUCAUAUCAGCAAAAGAUACAGUUGCUGAACUUCAUUGAAAAAGAUUUUCUCACAACUAUGAGUUUUCGCUCAUGGGAAUUGUAUGAAUACCCCCUGCUCCCCACUACCUCAAGACAUAUAUGGACUGUGAAAACGUCAACUCAGUUGGAGAAACCACGAUACAUUAUACUGGGUUUCCAGAUAGGUAGAAAGGAUAGGCUAGCUAGAUAUGCUAAUCUCUUCGAUCAUUGCAAUAUAACUAAUGUCACGGUGUUCCUCAAUUCACAAUACUAUCCGUAUGGUAAUUUAAAUCUGAAUUUUAACUUUAAUCAGUUUGCACUGCUGUAUGAGAUGUAUGCAAACUUUCAGACAGCCUACUAUGGUAAAGAGCCUGAACCAAUCUUGAAGAAAAGUGAUUUCAAGAAAUACGCUCCUCUCAGUGUCGUUGAUUGCUCAAAACAAAAUUAG
Belonocnema kinseyi is the source of this 780-nucleotide messenger RNA. RefSeq lists its product as uncharacterized. Lineage: Eukaryota; Metazoa; Arthropoda; Insecta; Hymenoptera; Cynipidae. The coding region runs from base 1 to 780 and encodes 259 amino acids. The transcript has a single exon. The record is from RefSeq and is a predicted model, not a curated record.